Symsagittifera roscoffensis is the source of this 1125-nucleotide messenger RNA. Its product is annotated as dihydropteridine reductase-like. Gene Ontology annotation, cellular component: cytoplasm. The record is from RefSeq and is a predicted model, not a curated record. The transcript has 3 exons. Lineage: Eukaryota; Metazoa; Xenacoelomorpha; Acoela; Convolutidae. Bases 92 to 817 code for a protein of 241 amino acids. Gene Ontology annotation, molecular function: NADPH binding; NADH binding; 6,7-dihydropteridine reductase activity. Gene Ontology annotation, biological process: tetrahydrobiopterin biosynthetic process; L-phenylalanine catabolic process.
UUUAAUCCUCUUAAAAGCAUCUGUUCAAUUAUUCAGCACAAGACAAAGAACAAAUAUUAAGUUCAAGAAAUCGAAUUUGUGCUUGUACGAUAUGGCUUAUAAAUUGGCGGUAGUUUACGGGGGCUGCGGAGCUUUAGGAAGAGUUUUUGUCUCCAAGCUUAAAUUAUCCGGAGCCUACGAGGUAAUUUCAAUCGACUUCACGCCGAGUGCAGAAGCUGACAACAAUGUGCUAGUAACCGAGCUCUCUGAUUGGUCGAGACAGAGCAGUGAUGUGAUUGGUCAAUUGGACAAGGUGGUUGGGAAGCGCAGGAAUAUUGACUUGAUUGCGUGUGUUGCGGGCGGAUGGGCGGGAGGCAGCGCGGCUGAGUUGGACGUGGUGAAGAAUAGUGAUUUGAUGUGGAAGCAAAGCGUGUGGUCGUCCCUCAUAUGUGCCCAGAUCUCAUCCAAAUGGUCGAAUCCAGAUGGAGGUCUCCUCCAGCUGACCGGCGCAGUGCCCUCUCUGGGUGGGACACCUGGCAUGUUGGGCUAUGGAAUGGCCAAGGCAGCAGUCCACCAACUCACUCACAGUCUAGCAGCUCCAGGCUCUGGCAUUCCCGAAGGAUCUUCAGUUGUGGCCAUUCUUCCCGUAACUCUCGACACUCCCAUGAACAGGAAAUUCAUGCCAGACGCUGACUUCACCAGCUGGACUAGUCUGGAGUUUGUGGUGGACACAGUCAUGGCAUGGCACGACCAGUCAGUUGAUGCAAGACCCAAGAAUGGUGCCUUAGUUCAGUUUGUAACCAAGGAUGACGUAACUGAUUUGAUAAUCGAGAAAUAGAUAAACUUGUAAUUUUGUUGCUUAUCCAGGUACACGAAUGGCCAGAUAGCUGAACGAAAAUAGCUUGCUCACCAAACGAAAAAAGAAUUAAAAGUGAUUUUAAUAAGAACAGCUGCUUGUUGUGCUAGAGGCGCCCAUAAUUCUCAACAGUUAUCUUUACAAACAAAAAACUGGAGGAAAUUGUUGAUUUUGAAAAACUGUUUAAGUCCAGGUGUCAUUAAUAACGCUUCCAUAUUUUCAAUCCAAAAAAGUAGCAUGUAAAAUGAGUAAUCAAAAUAUUCCCAGUGUCGAGAAAAACUGGCCCAAAA